AUGGCUGCUCAAGCUCCCGUUGAGGAGCUCAAGAAGCUCAACGUGGAUGCCCCAUCCGAUCAGAAGAACGGCACAGAAGGAACUACAACUGAAGAUGCAGGAGCAGAGAACUCAGACGACGACUUCGAUGCAGACGGACCUGUAGCCGAAACCAGUGCAGCCACUGGAGGCGCCGUGAAGAAAAAGAAGAAUAGAAAGAAGAAGUCCAAGUCCAAGAAGAAGAAGGCGCAAACCGACCCACCGUCAAUCUUGAUGUCCCAACUAUUCCCAAACAACACCUACCCCAAGGGCGAGGAAGUCGAAUACAAUGACAACCUGAAUCGGACAACCAACGAAGAGAAACGCUACCUGGAUAACAUGAAUGCCGACUUUCUUUCCGACUACCGCCAAGCAGCAGAGACACAUCGUCAAGUACGCCAGUGGGCGCAGAAGAAUAUCAAACCAGGCCAAACACUUACCGAAAUCGCGAACGGUAUCGAAGACAGUGUCCGUCGACUUGUGGGCCACGAUGGCCUAACGGAAGGUGAUGCGAUAGUCGCGGGUAUGGGCUUUCCGACAGGAUUGAAUCUUGACGACGUUGCGGCUCACUACAGUCCUAAUAAGGGGUGUAAGAAGGUCCUUCAGCAGAACAAUGUUAUGAAGGUUGAUAUUGGCGUUCAUGUGAAUGGAAAAAUUGUCGAUAGUGCAUUUACCAUGUCAUUUGAUCCGAUGUACGACAAUUUGCUUGCGGCCGUGAAAGACGCAACGAAUACCGGUAUCCGUGAAGCAGGAAUCGAUGUCCGCCUCGGCGAGAUCGGAGGCUUAAUCCAGGAGACUAUGGAGAGCUACGAAUGCGAGAUCAACGGGACGACUUAUCCCAUUAAGUCGAUUCGGAAUCUUACCGGUCAUAAUAUUCUGCCAUACAGCAUUCAUGGCGGAAAGAGUGUUCCAUCUGUGAAGUCAAAUGAUACGACUAAGAUGGAAGAAGGUGAUGUUUUUGCUAUCGAGACCUUUGGCAGUACGGGUAAUGGUCGCUGUGUGGAAGAUGGGGAGGUCUCGCAUUACGCUCUGAAUAGUAAUGCACCUAAGGUGGACCUGCGCCUCACAUCGGCUAAGUCACUGUUGAAUACUAUAAAAAAGAACUUUGGUACUCUUCCUUGGUGUCGGCGAUAUUUGGACCGGAUCGGCCAGGAUAAGUAUCUACUGGGGUUGAACAAUCUUGUUAACAACGACAUUGUGAAAGAUUACCCUCCUCUAGUAGACAAGAAGGGAUCAUACACGGCCCAAUUUGAGCAUACUAUCUUGCUCAGGCCGGAUAUGAAGGAAGUCAUUAGCCGUGGGGAUGAUUAUUAA
Penicillium angulare is the source of this 1332-nucleotide messenger RNA. It is a transcript of the gene metAP, whose product is annotated as putative methionine aminopeptidase, type II. The transcript is spliced from 4 exons. Gene Ontology annotation, biological process: proteolysis. Lineage: Eukaryota; Fungi; Ascomycota; Eurotiomycetes; Eurotiales; Aspergillaceae. Gene Ontology annotation, molecular function: metalloaminopeptidase activity. The record is from RefSeq and is a predicted model, not a curated record. The coding region runs from base 1 to 1332 and encodes 443 amino acids.